AGGGGAGGGAGGGGAGGGAGAAGAGAAGCUGAAAUCUAGUACAGCAGAAAAUCUAGUACCAAUCCCACCUCGAUCAAUCCUGCUUCAAGAUGGCGGCUGCUACAAUGGCUUGUUCCAGAAUGUGUUUUUCGAGUUCUUUUGGAGCAAGAUUUGCUCUUUCGAGCAUCAGAGUUAAUCAAGGGCCGGCAGUUCGUCUGUUAAGCUCAAAGCAACAGCAGUCAAUGAAAGUGGAUAAAUCAUUGCUUUCAAAACUGCGAAAGGAAACUGGAUUUGGUUUUGCCAAGUGCAUGGAGAGCCUGCAGCUCUGCAAUAAUGAUUACAAUGAAGCUAUCACAUGGUUGAAAGCAGAGGCAGAGAAGCAAGGCUGGGAGAAGGCGAUCAAAUUGCAAGGAAGGGCUGCAGCAGAAGGACUCAUUGGAGUUAUGGUGGAUGGUAACUUUGGUGCUAUGGUUGAGGUCAACUGUGAAACAGACUUUGUAGCCAGGAAUGAGCUCUUUGUAGACUUAGUGUCAAAAGUAGCAAAUGCAGCAAUGGUGAAGAGGAAGAAGAUUGUCGAUCAAAACCAAAAGAUCAAUGCACUGGCUGGCGAGCUUGAGCAUCUAAGAGAGGUUAUACCGGAACAUAAACUGAGGAAUGAGCUUAUACACAGUGGUGAAGGAGAGACUGUGGCAGAAACUGUAGCCAGGACAAUUGGUAAAUUAGGAGAAAACAUCAAAAUAAACAAAGUGGUUACCAUGACAACUGAAGUACGCAAUGUCAUUGGUAGCUAUGUUCAUGGCCCUUUUGUGACGUCAUUGCAUGGUUGUUCUCUGGGGAGGUACGGGGGAAUGGUUGCCUUAAAGCCAAAGAAAGGUGAUGCUAAUCUGGAGUCCAUAGUGCACUUGGCCAAUAGAAUGGCUCAACAUGUUGUGGGGAUGAAUCCAAGGGUUAUAUCAGAAAAUGUCAGCCAAAAUGAUGCAGCUAAGGAUGGAGAAGUAAAUGAAGUGUUACUCGAGCAGGAAUAUUUACUAGAUGACAGUGUGAUAGUAGGAGACUUGUUAAACAGAGAGGGAGUUGAAGUUAUUGAUUUUGUUCGAUAUGAAUGUGGUACAGUGUCUCAUGCUCACGUUUAGCUGUCAGCUUGCUAAGCUGUACAACACUUCCUUAUUGUCACAGGAAGUCCUCACCGUGACAAAUAAAUAUUUGACUUUUUGUUACCAAUGAUAUGCAUUGCCAAAAAAGGAAAAAAUAAACAUAUAAAAAUUGCAAUAACCAUCUGCCUCAAUGGAGCUUUUGUAUUGUAGGAUUAAGCACAUGUUCUGAUGUUUUGAGUGUUGGUGCUAUUUCUUCUGAGCCCGAUUGAGUCAGGCAAAUUACUAACGCUCAAAAUGUCAGCUGCUAAACUCCACAAGAUAGUCUUUAUACUGAAAUAUCAUCAAUUGAAUGAAAAAAGUGACUUAAUGAAAAUAGUAUUCAAAUUCAUUCGAAUGGCAAUUUUUAUAUAUUUGUUGACAGUAAGUCCUAUUUGAAGUACUGUAAUCUGCACCAUUCUCAGUUUUAAUUCAGUACUUCUUUCUCAAGAUACUCGUUCUAUUUUGCUCGUGUAGAUUUUUUUAUCUAGUUUAUUUGUAGAUUUGGUGACAUUUGGCACCGUACACUGGAAAGUAGGAGUGAGAACUUUCGUUAAUUAUCCUGGAUACUUCCCCUUUGACAUGUGUUUUGCUGCUCUCUGUGUUCAGUCCAUUGAAAGCGGUUGAACUGUGAACUCAGGAAACGGCCUUGAAUACAAAAUAAGAACAAUCAAGCAUUUUGUUCUUCCUUUCAACGAUUUAUGUUGCCAUGGUAACAGUUGUACAAUCCU
Messenger RNA from Orbicella faveolata, 1840 nucleotides. RefSeq names its product elongation factor Ts, mitochondrial-like. Gene Ontology annotation, biological process: mitochondrial translational elongation. Gene Ontology annotation, molecular function: translation elongation factor activity; protein binding. NCBI's taxonomy places the organism in Eukaryota, Metazoa, Cnidaria, Anthozoa, Scleractinia, Merulinidae. The record is from RefSeq and is a predicted model, not a curated record.